This is a messenger RNA of Symbiodinium pilosum, 1107 nucleotides long. The record is from the annotation of a GenBank genome assembly. Lineage: Eukaryota; Dinophyceae; Suessiales; Symbiodiniaceae.
AUGGCCAACGACAUACAACGUCGAGUGGCCGUUUUCACCGGGCGGUUGCCAGGUGGAAAGCGAUUGUCGCCGAACCAGAAGCCGAAUCCCUGGCGUGCAAGCUGGCAGAUUGUGAACACGGUGGGGGCUUACGUCGCGUUGUGGUACCUGAUCUAUCUGAGUCUGGCUGUUUCCUGGUGGUUGACGGUUCCGCUGGCGAUCCUGGCUGGCGGAUUUCUGAUUCGAAUAUUCAUUAUUUUCCAUGAUUGCGGUCAUAACUCAUUUUUCAAGUCACAUGCGGCCAACGCAACCUGGGGCUUCAUCACUGGCGUACUCACCUUCACACACUACUACCACUGGCGCUGGGAACAUGCCGUACAUCACGCCACAACCGGACACCUUGAACGCCGUGGUGUUGGCGAUGUGUGGACACUAACGGUUGAAGAGUACCUUGCCUCUUCGCGGUGGAAAAAGUCUGGCUAUCGACUGGCAAGAAACCCACUCAUACUGUUUUUUGUUGCGCCUCUUUAUCUGUUCCUGAUCCGUCAGCGGUUCCCAUCCAGCGGCGCCCGGCGAAGGGAGAGGACUUCGGUGAUGAUCAUGAACGUUUCAGUAGGUAGUGUGGCGGCGGUUUUAAUUGCCAUAUUCGGUUUCUUGCCGUGGUUGUUUAUUCAGCUGAUCAUUAUUGGUGUUGCUGGUUCCUGCGGGGUUUGGCUUUUUUACGUGCAGCACCAGUUUGAGGAUGCCUACUGGGAGCGCGGUGAAGACUGGGAUUACACCACCGCGGCGCUCCAGGGCAGUUCGUUCUAUAAGCUACCUAGAGUGCUGCAGUGGUUUUCAGGCAACAUCGGCUUUCAUCAUAUUCACCACCUCAGCGCGAGAAUCCCAAACUACAAUCUUGAACGCUGCCAUCGUUCGGAUCCCAUGUUCGCGGAGGUGCAACCAAUGAGCCUGUUUGGCAGCUUGAAGUCGAUCAGCUACCGAUUGUGGGAUGAGCAAUCCAACAAGCUCAUCAGCUUUGCGCAACUGAACCACCUGAAAAAGCAGGCGAAGGACUAUGAGCAUCGCAAAACAGAUAGCAAGCAUGAUAAAAAACAGGAAGCAGAUCAUCAGAACGGCACACAUUGA